AUGGCAGCACUCUCGACGAGCAUAACGGCGCUGGCCACGUGCAUGCUGUGCUGCAACGCGAUCGACAACGUGUCGCGCUUCAACACCGUGGGCGUGUGCAACCACGCGGGCUGCUGCAGCAUCUGCGCGCUGCGGCUGCGUCAACUGCUCGGCCAAUCAGCGUGCGUCGUGUGCAAGACCGACAUGCCGCGGGUGAUCUGCAUCGCGCAGGAAGACGAGAGCUUCUCGUCGUUCCAGGACUGGGGCGACAACAUUGGCCCGGCGCACGUGUUCGACGAGCCGUCGGCCAUGUUCUUCUUCAAGCACGACUACGUGACGCGCAUUAGCGCGCUGCGUGAUCCGCUGUGUACGAAAUGCAACAAGAAACUCGGGACGCUCGCGGCCCUGCGGACGCACGUGCUGGACGUGCACGGCUUGCAGUACUGCAGCAUUUGUCUCGAGCACAAGAAGGUGUUUAUCCAGGAGCUCGAGCUGUUUACAAAGGAGGAGCUGAAGCGACACAAUACUAAAGGACGGACGCGCGAAGGGUUUCUAGGUCAUCCAAGGUGUGACUUUUGCUUUCAACGGUUCUACUCCACGACCGAGCUGUACGAGCACUUGCGGAAGAACCACUUUGAGUGCGACAUUUGUUUAUACGAGCUGCAGGUCCAGAAUCGAUACUACAAGGAUUACAAUGACUUGGAAAACCACUUUCGAGCUGAGCACUUUUUGUGCGAAGAACGAGAGUGUCGAGCGAAGAAGUUUGUCGUGUUCAAGUCCCAUUUAGAUUUGCAGGCGCAUUUGGCAGUCGACCAUCCGCAUAUGAAGACAAGUCGCAAAAUCGACGUGCAUUUUACCGUCCGACGAGCGGGACAUGGCAGCGGGAACCCCGAAGUUGAAGAUGUUAGCGCGUUCCAGCAGCAGACGUCAGGUAAUCGCACGAUCAACGUGGCCGACUUUCCGUCACUUUCGGGAUCCGACAGCGCUGCGGCUGGACCAUCGUUCUCAUUAUGGGAAAACCAGAAUACGUCCCACCGACCGACGUCUGAAGACUUUCCGGCGUUAGCUUCAUCGAGUUCGUCUUCGAAUAGAGUCAGCUCGACUUUUCGGAACGCGCUAGCACCACCGCCUUCAGUAGCUCUCCGCGCACAUAUGGACAGUAACGGCUGGGAGUACGCUAGUCCAGACAUGGUUUCGGCUGCCGCGGUGUUGGGUGCGAACAAUCCAUUGCUAGGAGUGCUGAAACCCCCUCGUAAGAACGGUAAGGGAAGGAAAAAAGGAUGGAAAUCGGGUGGUGGUUUGGAAGAAAAGCUGGCCGUCGCUGCCCCGGCAGUAGGUGAAAAUCACUCCGAGUCGGAGGAUGACGAACCUGUGGGUCCUGCGCCGUCUAAGACUGCACUGGUGUUAAAGAUCCGUCAGGUGCUCGGUAGUGAUGCGAAGUACGAGGUCUUUCGCGAAUGUUGUAAGCAAUUUCGCUUGGCUGAGAUGGAAGUUCCAGACUUUUACGCCAAGAUGCGUGACAUGUUUUCGUCAGCUGACUUCUCGCAGUUUUUCCUGCCGCUCAUGCGACUGUCUCCUGACAAAGAACAAGUCGAAACGUUUUUUGGAUACCACAAGCAAUUCAACAAACAGCGUGCAAAAGCCCAGGGUUUUCAGGGUCCCACGUCUAAGCGAGAUAAGAAGGCUGCUAAGCAGCAAUCGGUACUUGAGCAGCAGACGCCAAGUGCGCGCCGAAAGCAAGAACCGCGUCUGCCGUCAAUACCGGCUCAGUCUGGUUGGGAAAAUGCCAUGAAAGAAAGCGGUAUUAAAUCAGCAACCGGACGCGAACCCGCUGCGGUCGUUCACAACACAGAUAUGCGCGCGGUGUUGGGGCGAAAUACUCAAUCGACUGCAACUUGGAGCUCGUCUGGUAGCUGGCAGACGCCACCACCAGCCGCGUCUGUACGUCCUGUUCUCGGUCGCACCUCGACGGGUACAGAGCUCGCGACUGUUCCGGCCACUUCAUUUGCUAGUCUUAGCGUCACCACACCAUCGUCGUCGUCAGCUGGGUUCAGUACCGCAGUGCCACCCUACGCGACGAACCCGUUUACGGCACCGCGUCAAAUUACGGCAUCCCCUGCUGCACCGAGUUUCAAGUCUGCCAAAAGCGACUUUCCUGAAUUGCCUAAGGCUGCGAAGACUGUGGGAAUGCAGCCCGUGACACGGGCGACAUGGGACGAUCAGGUGCAGGCAAUAGCGCAAAACCGCGUUUCGCAAGCGUCUGGCGAUGGUCGCAGCAAUGGCAAGAAGAAGCAGAAGAAGAAGGCAAUGUCACUUCAGGAAAUGGCCAUGCAUUUUGGUUAG
Messenger RNA from Peronospora matthiolae, 2322 nucleotides. Lineage: Eukaryota; Oomycota; Peronosporomycetes; Peronosporales; Peronosporaceae. The record is from the annotation of a GenBank genome assembly.